This is a messenger RNA of Gracilinanus agilis (Agile Gracile Mouse Opossum), 1961 nucleotides long. It is a transcript of the gene RAB12, whose product is annotated as RAB12, member RAS oncogene family. Lineage: Eukaryota; Metazoa; Chordata; Mammalia; Didelphimorphia; Didelphidae. The transcript is spliced from 6 exons. Gene Ontology annotation, biological process: protein secretion; Rab protein signal transduction; protein localization to plasma membrane. The record is from RefSeq and is a predicted model, not a curated record. Gene Ontology annotation, molecular function: GTP binding; GTPase activity. Gene Ontology annotation, cellular component: trans-Golgi network transport vesicle; plasma membrane; endosome. Bases 54 to 794 code for a protein of 246 amino acids.
GGGCGCCUCCGCCGGGGAGCGGGCCGCGGGCAGAGCGGGAGCCGUAUGUGUCCAUGGAUCGGGGGGCCGCUCUGCAGAGGCGAGGUGGAGGCCUGGGCGGGGGCGUCUCGGCCGUCGGCUCCCCGGCGCUGUCGGGCGGUCAGGCCCGCCGGAGGAAGCAGCCGCCCCGGCCGGCCGACUUCAAGCUGCAGGUCAUCAUCAUCGGUUCCCGGGGCGUGGGCAAGACCAGCCUGAUGGAGCGCUUCACCGACGACACCUUCUGCGAGGCCUGCAAGUCCACCGUGGGUGUUGAUUUUAAAAUCAAAACAGUAGAGUUAAGGGGAAAGAAAAUUAGAUUACAAAUCUGGGAUACAGCAGGUCAGGAGAGAUUCAACAGCAUUACCUCAGCUUAUUACAGAAGUGCCAAGGGAAUCAUAUUAGUGUACGAUAUUACAAAGAAGGAAACAUUUGAUGAUCUACCAAAAUGGAUGAAAAUGAUUGAUAAGUAUGCCUCAGAAGAUGCAGAACUUUUGUUAGUUGGAAAUAAGUUGGACUGUGAAACUGACAGAGAAAUCACUAGACAGCAGGGUGAAAAGUUUGCCCAACAGAUAACUGGGAUGAGAUUCUGUGAAGCAAGUGCCAAGGAUAAUUUCAAUGUGGAUGAGAUAUUUCUAAAACUUGUUGAUGAUAUUCUGAAGAAGAUGCCUCUGGAUGUUUUAAGGAAUGAAUUAUCCAACAGCAUCCUUUCCUUACAACCAGAACCAGAAAUACCACCAGAACUGCCUCCACCAAGACCACAUGUCCGUUGCUGUUGAUUUGCUUCUUAGGGACAUAGUGAAAAAGAUUCUUGGGAAGGGGGAAGAAUAGCUGUUCGACUCUGCACUACAAUCAUUUUGACAAUUUCAUGUCGCACUUUGUUAUCCAAGUCAGAGCUACACACUAACCUGUAAAUAUGCAAAUAUUUAAUCCUGUGUAGGAUUUACCUAUGUUACACAUUUCCCCCCACAUUUGUAUAUUUCCCUCAUUAUCUCAGUGUUAUAAAUAUUGUGUAGGCACUGGGGAAACUUCAGUACUCCUGAUAUAAAGGAGUGGGAGAAAUGAAAUCUAUAAUACUUCAAAUAAAUGUUUUAAUAGUUCUUGUCAAUUAUAUUAAAAUGGCAGAAAUUAUUCUGGUAUGAAGAGAGUAUUUGGUGCUUUGCUAACUAUUUUAAAGAUAAAUUUGUAAAAACUGAAGAAUUUUUUGAAUAAAGCUUCCAUAAAUCAUGUGUUUUUUUUCCUUUAUUCAAAAGACUUUUUCAGCUGUAGCAUCUUUGUAGCAUUGAAGUGGUUCUGCAGCAAAGCAAAAAUCCAUUUAAUUUCCAUCCUUUAAAAAUAUUUAUUGAUAGUAUGUUAAUAUGAUAGCAAAUCACUAUAGUUAAGAGAUAUUGGGCUUGACUUAGACCUAAGACAGCAGUAUUGCUGCCACAGUUUCUUAAUGAACAGACUAGACUGUACACUAUAAGAACCACAGAGAUCACAUAAAAAGAGAUGUAUUUGAAACUAUCACUGGUGUAAAAAUGACGCUGCUGCCCUAAGCAAAUCCUGUUUAAAGGAAUUUUUUUGAAGAUACUUUUCCUAUAUCAAGGAACAUAUAUGUAUUUGCCUGAUAUCUUGGUCCUUUUUAAUGGUAGAAACAAAUAAAAAUCCUCUUUUUUUUUUUUUAAGUGAAGCUUAUGUUCUGUCCAGCAUAUUACUGUAUUCUUCUUUCUUUCUUUUUUCUUCUUCUUUUUUUUUUUUGCAAGGAUUGGGGGAGGGGAUCUGAUAAUGAAUUUGUGAACUCUAUCUUUGGUAUAUCUUUUAUUAAGCUGCACUUUGUUUAGUUAAAGUAAAUAAGUAGUAACCUAUCUGAAUAACUUUGAGUGUCUUGAAUGUCGUGGCAUUGAAAAGCAUUGUGGUCUUUCUAAACUAAUGAAGUCCAAAUAAAAUUUUGUAUUUAUGAAUGA